This is a messenger RNA of Solenopsis invicta (red fire ant), 5407 nucleotides long. Its product is annotated as lipase 3. The record is from RefSeq and is a predicted model, not a curated record. The coding region runs from base 910 to 2145 and encodes 411 amino acids. Lineage: Eukaryota; Metazoa; Arthropoda; Insecta; Hymenoptera; Formicidae. The transcript has 10 exons. Gene Ontology annotation, biological process: lipid metabolic process. Gene Ontology annotation, molecular function: hydrolase activity, acting on ester bonds.
AUAAUUAAUAAUCUUUCUUUUUGUAAGCUUCUUUCCUUUUGACAUGAGUAAAUAAAAUUCUACUUCAAAUUUUCCGCUAUUUUACCUCCUGCAUAUCGUGCGCUCCUAAUAUCGCGAACUUAGCUCUUGAAAUCUGAAUUCGCGACUCAUUUCAGUUUAUAUUAACCCCCUCUCGAGAAGCGGGAGUUUUGAAUCGGGUGACCGCCUCAUAACCUCCCCGCAAUUCCUGCUCUCCUGAUAACUUCGACGAUUUUUCGAAGGUAUCGAGAGCACGUGUUCCAGCUCUCGCCUAACCUCUUGUGCAAUUGUUAUAGAAUAAGAAGAUGAAUUCAUGUAAAUACAAAGAUAUUUCAGCAUGUUGAACGAAAUAAAAUAAUUUAUAUAAAGAUUUUGUAUAUGUAAUAGCUUCUUACUUUUCCUGCAAGUUCGAUAAAGGAUAAAAAUAGAAGGAUUUAAAAAUGUCGCCAGGAUGAGAGUCUGCAAAUCUCUUCUAAUGAGAUUUUUUUAUUAUACGUAUACGGAAUUAAAAGCUCCGUCUUAUCAAAUGUGAGACUCGUUCCCCUCCAAUCUUGGAAUCUGCGGCAACUUUCUCUACAAGGAGCCCCACUGUCAUCGUCUUCUCGAUAUAAAAGUCUCUCGUCCUUGAAGGUACUCAUCAUUCGCGUGAUCAGCGAAACUCAGGAAAAUCGCAUUCACCCACUAAUUUGCCGUGCAAUCGCAGUUACUUUCCAUACUUCAGGUGAGGGCCAGGUCCCUCGCGAGGGUCGCGAAUGCGAGGAUGGGAGCGAGCAAGUAAACGUUACGGCGUUAUCGCGUGGCGUGGAUCUCCAGCACGUUGCACCGUGAUACGUAUAAAAUGUCGACGUGAGCGAGAUUUUUGGCUCUUUGUUAGACAUACGCCGCCGUGCGAUGUUGUCGACGAUGGACCGCCGGAUCUUUAGUAAAGCGACGAUCGUCCUGGGCUGUUGCCUCUCGCUGGCGAACGCGUUCGUCAAGCCCGACGACAAUCCCGACAUUGGGCUCACGACGCCGGAAUUAGUAAUGAAAUACGGAUAUCCUUUGGAGAUCCACGAUAUUAUAACGAAGGACGGCUACGCUCUUCAAUUGCAUCGAAUACCGCGCGGUCGGGACGAUGAGGAGGAAGCAAAAUUCAAGAUAAAAACACCGAUACUCUUGGUGCAUGGUCUGGGAGGUAGCUCCGCCGAUUGGAUCCUUAUGGGUCCUGGAAAGUCUUUAGGGUAUAUAUUAGCUGAUGCGGGUUAUGAUGUAUGGCUUGGAAAUAACAGAGGCAACAUUUACUCGAGAAAUCACACUUCAUUGUCACCGACAGAUCGAGCUUUUUGGAAUUUUAGUUAUCAUGAACUUGGUAUCUACGAUCUACCUGCAAUGAUCGAUUAUGUUUUACGCGUGACGGGACACGAGAAGAUCUAUUACGGCGGUCAUUCGGAAGGUACGACACAGUUCUGGGUGAUGGCGUCGGAAAAGCCCGAGUACAAUUCGAAGAUCAUUCUGAUGAUCGGCCUGGCGCCCGCAGCUUUUUGCAGCAACAUUCGCGGACCGGUUAAGAAACUCGCUAAGUUGACGUACUUUGGCGUGUGGGUCGGCGAAACUUUCGGCUAUCCGGAAUUCCGCUCGCGGUCCGAUUGGGCAAAAUUCGUAUCGAAUCUGUUCUGCCAAAGAGCGGCGUCAACGCAAUUUAUUUGCAGCAAUAUCCUGUUUCUUGUCGCGGGAUUCAGUCGUGCGGAAUUAAAUACAGAGAAUUUGACGGUCAUCAUAGCUCAUGUGCCUGCUGGUGCUUCCUGGAAACAACUUGUACAUUACGGUCAAGGAUAUAUUAAUGCAGGACGCUUUAGACAAUACGAUUAUGGCAACGUGGACAAAAAUCUUCGGAUGUACAAUUCAACGACACCGCCGGAUUACAAAUUGGAAAAAAUCACGGCACCGAUCGCUCUUUUCAGUAGCGAUAACGAUUGGCUAGCGACUACGAAGGACGUGGAACUCUUAUCUACGAAGCUCAACAGCAUUGUGUUUCAUUACAAGACUCCUAUUAACGCCACUUUUAAUCAUUACGAUUUUAUAUGGGGAAAAUCCUCUCUGCAAAUGGUGUCACGGCCUAUUUUACAAUUGCUAGCUCAAUAUCAGUAGCGAUACUUUUUCUGGAUAAAAGAAAGGACAUCUUUUCGGUAGAAAGUUUACACGUGCGUAUAAUGAAUCGUUCUAAUUUAUUGUUGUUAUAUUAUUAGUAUUAUCAUCAUAUAAUACGUUGCGUUUACAUAUAUAGUCUGUACUUGUUUAUUUCAUUUCCAUUGCGUCAGAUUACGUGGCGUUGCAUCAAAUUCACUGCAUUGCUAAUGUAAAGUAACUUAUAUCUUCUCUUGAUUAUAAUGUCGCUCUAUGUACAUUUAUACAAAUUCCAUCGUAAUCAAUCUGCGAUCACUUGCGUAAGAAACUACAUUCGCGAUUACAAUUCGUCGCAAUCGCAUCCAGUCGCCGUAUAAUUACAAACUUAUACUCCUCUGCUAAUCGCACUUGAGCAUCGUCCGGGAAGAUACCUGAUCCACUUCAAAAAUUGUCCCGCCGGAGCGUAAAUGUGUCUAUCCUGGAAGAAAUAGACCGAAAAGUCUCGCUUUUCGCGGCUGAUGCUUUAAGCGAUCGAUCCUGAUUUAUUUCAAUGUACAUGUAAUCAGAGUUAUAUGUUACCUAUGCUAACUUACACUUUAAAUCGUUUAGCAUUACUUCUUAAUUAUCCAUGCGGGAAUAUGAACGAGCCAGUUCGCAAAUUACAGGACCAAACGAUAACUUUGUGUGGCUAAGAAUCGUCCCGCGAUACUUCAGACAAAUUUAAAACCUUAAAAUAAAUUAAUUCGAAUAAAAAAUGUAUCUCUUUAUAUGUCUUUUCUUAUUUUAAUUUCAUGUAUUUGGAUCGGAAUGAAAAGGAAUCAAUCACACUUGAGAGAGUCGCUCGCGGAACUGGCUCUGCGUAAUGUAGAUAUAAUAAUGUACAUAGUUGUAUGUUGCAUGAUAUGUAUUAGUUUAUGUUAGAAUAGAUCGGAUGGAUAGAUCGGGAAGCUUCCCGCGUAUGAUUCGUAUGAAAAUUUAUGAAUCGCAUCCAAUCGCGGCGAAGUCCCAUUUAUCACGACUGCGAAUAAACACGACUUCAUUGCCGUCGAUGCACGCGCAUUGUUACGCCUGCAUGAUAGUAUGCCGAUGAAAAAUUGCGCAUAAACCAUAAUUGAUACUUGAGCUCAUGUGUUGGCCACUCGAGGUUUACCUAAAACGCAUCUAUCCGCAUGUCUCAAUAAAAACACACUUAAUUACAAUUUAAUUUCUAUAAAAUUCGACGACACAUAAAUAUAAUUUUGCUGAGGCACGUAUCACCUCAUAAAUAUUAUAACAAUUAUAAUUUGACAUUUUCAUUUUAACGAGACAAUCUCACGAAGAAUUUGCAAACAUCAAGGCUACAUAUCAAUAGAAUUAAAACUAAUGUGCACCUCUUCCACCACCACGCAAAACUUGACUAAUACAUUUUGAUAAAAAAAAAAAUAUGUAAAUUACAUUCGUAAAAAAGCAGAAAGAAAAAAAUUUUAGAAUUUUUGGAUUCAAUACUGUUUUUAGAGCAUUUUCUAUGUUACAAUUUCUUUAAAUCGUUAUUAAAAUGCAAGUUUAAAAUGAACAUAGAAAUAUGAAAUAGAACUAAAAAUAUGUAAAAGGUAAAAACUAAAAGAUGUUAAAAAAGCGAAGAAUGGAUGAAGAUUCCUUGAUACAAAAUUACACUUCUUUGCACACGUACGAGAAGCGAGCAAAGCAAAGCCGCGUUCGUGGUGGAGCGAGAGGUAACUGAUUAAUUCCUUUACACGUAGGGAUUGUUUUAUUCAUAACACUUCAAAAGGAACAGAAUCACAUAUCUUCCAUGGAGCCAUGAACAUAUUAAUCGCAGCUACAGGGAUGGUAGCCCGUCAUGCGUUCGCAUGAUGCAUGGGAUGCACUUUGAGAAGCAAUAUAAUUCCCAUCCGGAAAACGCAAGUCAAGCCUUAUAAAAAUACUAUCAACGGCAAUAUAUAUGUAUAAUAACGUAUACAACUUUUAAAUAUACUCGGCAAUUAUUAAUAAUUAUGAGGCCAUCGUUAAUACGUCGAUAACAUAUGCGCGGCCACUUUGUCGUCGUGGACGAAGAAAGGCACGCGUAUAAUCGAUUCUCGUUAAGUCUGCGAAACGAGAUACGAUUAUUCCGCCUAUUCUCCUAGAUCUUUCUCCUGGCUUGACUGUGAGGGCAUAGAAUGUACCUCGUUAAUAUUUUUCAUUUAACUUGUGUAACAAAUCCUAAAGUAUAAGCGUCCCUUCUGCUUUUUGAUAUCUUGUACUCUAUAACAAUUAAAUGCAACCACUCUUCAAUUUUAUCUAUAAAUAUUAUAUAUUUUUAUAAUUUUAAUUAUAAUAAUCUUACUGUAUCUUUUCAACAUUGAAAUAAAAACAGUCUUAAUAUCGCCAAAUUACAAGCAGAAAUAAUACGUUAUAACAUACUAUGUUAGAAUUUCAAUUUCUCAGUAAAUACAUAUAUAGAUAACGCAUACGGUAAAAUAUUUUCUUUAAUAAAACGUCCACAAAAUACGAUCAAGCAAUAUUGUACUUGCAAUAUAAACAAAUAACACGUGUAUUGCAAUUAAAUGUAAAUUAAUUUGGAGUAAAAAGUAUGUAAGGCAAAGUAAGAAAAAUGAAUACGGAAGAUUUAUUAGAAAGAAGGUGGGGGUCGUAUAGAUUACGCUCCGUAAAUUCACAUAAUCACACGACAAACUGAGCAUUAGAAGUGAUGUGUAUUCGAAAUUAUUGUACUAUAAUGUCACUAUCGGUUUUCAUAGUUAAUUAAUAUAUUACAAAUACCUACAGCUCCGAUAUAUAUAUUUUUUCUCACAAACUUUUCUGUUAUAUUAUCCAGUACGCAUAUCUGUAUUUUUUUGACACUAUGUACAUGCAUAAAUAUAUUAUAUACACAUUAAGAGUACACAUAGCAGGAUGUUUUAAGAAAAAAAUAAUCAAGAAAGAAACAAGAAAAAAAUUUUGUUAUACUGUGUAAUGUGACAUUAUAAAAAUGAAUUGGACAAAAAUAUAAAAAUCAUAUUAUGACGUCAAAAAGAAAAAUUAUACCUAUAGUCAUUAUCUUAGAAUGCCGAUGUGUAUAUUCAAAUCCAGCAUUUAGAUUGACAAACAUAAAAAAAAAAGAAAAAAAAGAAAAAAAAGAAAAACAUGAAUCUCAAUUCCUAGAAAUAUUUUUAAAAAUUACCUGAUAGUAUAUCGUCCAAUAAACUUGACAUUAUUAAUUGAUAAUAAACUCUUAGUCGUAAAACGUUCGCCUCAUUUUUUUUCUCUUCCUUCUUUCAUGAUCUAUAAAAAGAUCGUAUAUACCAGGAAG